AUGGCAAAGGCAGCUCAGGGUUCGGCAUCCUUGGACCCUCGAGAGAUCGAGAACGAAGCCACAAGCAGACAGCCCGAAUUUACCCCAAGAUCGACAAUGCUCAUCCUCGGCGCAUCAGUAUCAUUAUUCUGUACCCUUGGAUUCAUGAACGCGUUUGGAGUCUUCCUUGCUUACUACCAUCAGCAUUCACUCAGCCAUAGAUCUGUUUUCGACAUCUCCAGGAUUGGUUCUCUUGGCAUCUUCGUGUUGACGCUGGGUGCUCCAGUGGCAGGGGUUCUGGUAGACAAGACUGGUCCUUUAAUACUGCUCGCUGGAGGUAGUACUGGCCUAUUGUGUGGGAUCUUUGCGACCUCGCUGUGCACCGAGUACUAUCAGUUCUUUCUUGCACAGGGUCUGCUUCUGGGGUUCAGCAUGUCAUUCCUGUUCACGCCUGCCCUCGCCACGGUAUCGCGUUACUUCGUUCGGCAUCGUAGUCUAGCGCUGGGCAUUAGCGUCUCUGGUUCUUCUAUCGGAGGGAUUAUCUGGCUAAUCAUGCUUGAUCGGCUUCUGAAUAAUAAUGGCGUCAGCUUCGGCUGGACAAUGCGGAUCGUUGGCUUCACGAUGCUGCCUCUGCUUUUUAUAGCAUGUUUGACUGUCCGAUCACCGUCAAGGACUUCCCAGCUGGACGAUGACAUUGCCGGGGGACUUCAUGGCUCCAAAGGUCACCAAACCGAUCUCUCAAUCGCCAAGAGCUUCACCUUCUUGCUGAUGUGCGCCGGAAUGGCAAUUGCCUCCUUGGGAGUGUUUGCCCCUCUCUUCUACAUCACGUCCUCGCAACCAGCCUGGGCCAUCAUGAGUCUGCAGACUGCUUGUGCUGCGCAACUCUCUACCCCUGCAACGCGUGGGACAGCUCUAGGGUUGGUCAUAUUAGCUAUCUCAUUAACAGAUUUGUUCGCAACGCCUAUGAGUGGUGAGCUGAUCACGUCCGGCUAG
This is a messenger RNA of Endocarpon pusillum Z07020, 972 nucleotides long. RefSeq lists its product as uncharacterized. Gene Ontology annotation, molecular function: transmembrane transporter activity. Bases 1 to 972 code for a protein of 323 amino acids. Gene Ontology annotation, cellular component: fungal-type vacuole membrane. The record is from RefSeq and is a predicted model, not a curated record. Gene Ontology annotation, biological process: transmembrane transport. NCBI's taxonomy places the organism in Eukaryota, Fungi, Ascomycota, Eurotiomycetes, Verrucariales, Verrucariaceae. The transcript is spliced from 5 exons.